AUGUCCUCACGUAACCAGCCGACAACGACGCCUUCCAACAGCAACGGAGAUUUUAAUCUGUCGAUGGGCGACUACCGUCCCCACAGGGGGACCGUAUCUGAUGUGGUACAGUUGAUCCUGGACCAGGCGUCCCUAAACCUGCUGAAUGCGCGCCGGCUCGCUGGGCGGUCAUCGGGCAUACCUACAUGGGAAAACCUGAUGGCCGUGUGGCGACGGUACGGGAAGAACCAACCAAGGGUGGAAAAGGGUACCCAAACGCCAUCGGCGGCCACGCCGACAUGGGAGACCCCAACCGAGAUGAGUCCAGAGGUGAGACCUGACGACGGACGGGCGCUGGCCAGGUGGGCCGUAGGGGCAACCCAUCAAGACCUGCUGCAACAUCCACUGAUCCAGAUCGCUCUGGACCGGGGAGUGGUGAGACCUCCACCAGCAGCACAGGCAGAACCCCGACGACCGGCGAGGAAGACGCCGACUGUCGACACCGGCAACACCAGGGUCGUGAGAACGAAGGCCGACCUCAAGCAGGGCGGAACGCCGCGUGACGACCCAAAGGUAGCCGACUUAAUCAACUUGGACUCCAAGUUCCUCCAACUCCGGGUAGGCCCACAGGAGCUCCCGGAUGUGGACAUACUGUCGAGACUGCCGGACAGCGACGACGACGGCCUUUGA
This is a messenger RNA of Macrosiphum euphorbiae (potato aphid), 669 nucleotides long. The record is from the annotation of a GenBank genome assembly. Lineage: Eukaryota; Metazoa; Arthropoda; Insecta; Hemiptera; Aphididae.